GUUGUGCUGACUACAUUGUGACAGCAGUGUCUAAAGGGAGGUCAUCUUUAUUUCUACAUUUUCUCUCAUGGAACACGAGUUUCUUCUGUAUCUGCACUGUUUCUUGCACAUCCUAAGACUGCUACUCCAUGGACAAGAUGUCAUCAGGAAGCUGGAAUGCUGGGAAGAAAAAUGCAUAUACAACAGUCAAAGUAGAUCCUGAUGUGGACUAUUGUACCCCAGGGGCGUUUGAACUGGAGAGGCUCUUGUGGAAGGGAUGCCCUCAGUACACUCAUGUCAAUGAAGUCUGGCCCAACCUCUACAUAGGAGACGAAAAAACUGCACUGGAUCGCUACAGCCUGGAGAAGGAGGGAUUCACCCACAUCCUCAAUGCGGCCCACGGGCAGCGCAAUGUGGACACAGGAGCAGAAUAUUACAGCAGCAUGAGUGUGGAGUACCAUGGGGUGGAAGCAGAUGAUCUCCCCACUUUCGACCUCAGCCAGUUCUUUUACUCAGCUUCCAAAUUCAUUGAUAAUGCACUUCAGGAUGAAAGAAGCAAGGUGCUGGUUCACUGCGCCAUGGGCCGCAGCCGCUCAGCCACGCUGGUCUUGGCUUACCUGAUGAUUUACAAGAACAUGACUGUGGUGGAUGCCAUUGAGCAAGUGUCAAGGCACCGCUGCAUCAUGCCAAACCGGGGCUUCUUGAAGCAGCUGAGAGAACUGGACAUAGAACUGGCACUGCAGAGGAGGAACAGCAAGAACAGCCUAGCACCUGCUGAGCAGCAGAACAGCACCACCAUCUAGCAUGUCCUGGCACGGCUGUGCUGCUGGAAAAGAAACUCCAUAAAAGGAGGGGAGGAGAAGGUGUAGUUAAUUACACAGU
Molecule: messenger RNA, 861 nt
Organism: Catharus ustulatus (Swainson's thrush)
Lineage: Eukaryota; Metazoa; Chordata; Aves; Passeriformes; Turdidae
Gene: DUSP29
Product: dual specificity phosphatase 29
Exons: 4
Coding region: 129-782 (217 amino acids)
Biological process (GO): protein dephosphorylation; negative regulation of MAPK cascade
Cellular component (GO): cytoplasm
Molecular function (GO): MAP kinase phosphatase activity; protein tyrosine/serine/threonine phosphatase activity
Source: RefSeq, a predicted model, not a curated record